This is a messenger RNA of Cyclospora cayetanensis, 2388 nucleotides long. RefSeq lists its product as uncharacterized. The record is from RefSeq and is a predicted model, not a curated record. The transcript has 4 exons. The coding region runs from base 1 to 2388 and encodes 795 amino acids. NCBI's taxonomy places the organism in Eukaryota, Apicomplexa, Conoidasida, Eucoccidiorida, Eimeriidae.
AUGGGCAUACUCCAGAGUCACGAAGCCGCAAGAGGUCACCUUUGGCCCUCCCAGGGGCGGCAGGAUCACUAUGGCUCUUCUUCAAAAGCCUCCGCUACUCACUGCCAUGUGGGUCAAGGCAAGGCAAAGGGAUUUCUUCCCGCAUUUCGCAUUGGAGAGAUGAAGCUCAAGGACGCCACUACCAGCAACACCACGGCUUCCAGCUGCUGCACAACGCGGUGUGGCAGCAGUCGUAGUGGAACAAGCAUCGCUCCUGACUUGGAAUCCUGGGUAGCGAGUGGGAGGGGGGGGAAAGGCACUGCCCGGACGGCAGUGACAAUGACGAGGUGUACAGACAGCUCCUGGGAACGCAGCGAGAGUGCGCAGGCCGUCAGCGGCAAAGAAGACGUAAGCCCCAUAGCGUUCGAUCCGGCUGGCAGCUUAUCUGCGCAACAGGAAGCCUCCCUGCGUGACGCAGAGAGGUCUGUAGGAGGGAAAUCUCGCCACACUCGCGGCAUGCGGAGUCUGUUGGUACCUCUCAAGCUACGCGGAUCUGGCCGAUGCCACUCCCAGCCCCCAGAGACCAACCAUUCCGAAGGAAGCACUGCCUCUUGUGGUGGCGACUUGCUGGCAGAUUGCCGAAGCGUCUCAGCUGCAGCCGCCGCCGCCGCUCUGCGCGCGCAUGUCGAGCGAGAAGAGCAAGAGCACCGUCGCAGGCGGCACAGCGACCUUUUCUUUCUCCCCUCUUCUUCGUCUGCUUCCCCGAGUUCUGCCUUGCAAAAGAGAGGCGAGUUUCCACUGGCUCAGGAGCGCUGCCUAGCAGACGCGAAGCCUGCGGGCAGCAGCAUCCCCCCUCACUUGCCGCUGUCUGCCGAGAACGUCGACGCAGCUGAGGCUUCGCAGUCCUGUGAGACGGCAGACACUGCGACAAGUUCCGAGCUACCGCAGCCCAGUCAGCCUUGCAGCUGGAUAGCAGACACCCCUCCAGACGGCCAGUGGGAAAUUGAACGGGGGGUUUGGAAUCGGCAGGGGGUGCACUUGAACCACACGUUUGUCGUAGACGAGCGGUACAAGGCAAUGCAGGCUACGCUGCCGCGGCGUGGGAGCAGGCAAGACAGCAGCGCAGCGGCUUGCUUGCAAAGCCACUUCCCGUGCUCCCAUGGCCCUUCCAAGCCAGCCAUCAUUACCCCCUUCGCAAGCCGCUUGCAGAAGCAGCUGCAGCAGCAGCAGCAGCAGCGGCUGCAUGCGAGUGCAGAGACGCCCUUAGUGCCAAUGACGCACAGAGGCGUCGCUGCAGCGACCACCAUUGAAAUUGCACGAAAGCGGCAAGCGAAGGAAGCGCUGCGCAGGCUGCAGCAGCACCGUCUCAUUACCGACCAAGAGGCACAGCAAGCUCCCCCUGCCGCAGCUCCCGCCUUCGCCACACCCGAAGCAAAAUCAGCAUGCAGCGACUCAGAAAAAAGCGAAGCAGCACGCUGGAAAACACAAAAGGCAACGCGAAACGGGGGGGUCCCACCUGCUGUCUGCGGUGCUGCCCAUGGGGACGCUGCAGGCCUUACCCCGGGGUGUACAGACAGUGUAAGCGCUUCUCCGAGAGGCAGCCUCGCUGCCUCCGCAGGGAUGCCUACGCCGCUGAGCGAGGCGCGUUUGCGAGGCUGGGAGGAAGCCUCUCAAGAGACACGCGCUUGUCGUGGGAACGCGACGCAUGCGCAGGGGGGGAGACUACCAGCCGUCACGGUGAUCCCCUGCUCACAAGGAGGUCAUGCACAACACACACCUGCUCUGCAGGAAGAAGUGCUCUCUUCUGCUACAACAGCUACUCACAAAAUGCGAUACGAUGCUAUUUCUUCUUCCUCUCCAAAUGGACGCGUCGAAAACGACAAUCAAGCGAUUCGACCCUCUUCUUCGCGAUAUCACCAACAAAAAAACGCUUUUGUCGCGAAGCCACGCACAAACAUGGGGGGGGCCACCGGGAAGGAGGCUUUGGAGGGUACUUGGGGAAGGCCUGCGUGGGCGGCGCUUCGUGAGACGCCGGGAAGGCGUGCUUGCGCGGCAGCCUCCGAGCAGCACCACUCGUUCAAACCCUCCCCUCGUCUCCUAAAUAGGGCAAUAAGUAGAGGCAGAGCGUCUUUCUGGCACUCCUCCUGCGGUGCGCCCCAGGAGGCGAGGCUCGCCUCUUGCCUGCCUACCCUGCUGCAACGCUGUGAAGGACUCGCUCAGCAGGCUGUGAGAAAAUUUCGCUCUAAUGCUAAAUCUGAAGCGCGCGAAGCGACCAGGCCUGCGUGUUUCCGCCUGCUGCAACCGAACCGAACCCACUGCUCCCAAAUUGACAGCAACGCUUGGUGCAGCGCCGUUCGCAGCCACGAACAGAAUGCGUGUGGUUUCUCGGCAGCAGCAAAGCCGCCAUAA